AACUAUAAACAAAACGUGAUGCGAAGAAGGUGGGCGUUUCUGUCUUAAAAUAAAAUGCCUUCGGCAACAGUAACAGUCAGGGAGUUAAAGAACAAAGAGACUGGCAUUGACAUAACGAUUCCCCGCAUCACCCAAGAAAAGGGGCUUCUACAGUCAACAUAUGAAUAUCAGGUCGUAGUGGUGUCUAAUCUACCGUUCUUCAAAAGUCCAAAACACAAAGAGAACGACGUUGUUCAAUUCAUGGUAAAGAAGAAGUUUGCAGAGUUUGAGGACUUAUGGUCCAAGUUAUAUGAGAAGUACCCAGCUACAGUGCUUCCCCCUUUACCAAAGAAAGCCCUCCUGGUGAAUGAUAAGGUGGCAACAGAUAGGAGAGCAGGCUUAGAGAGAUUUCUUAGUUUCCUUGCUGUUACCCCUAAAGUCUGCACUUCUUCUCUAUUACUGGAAUUCCUAGGUGUUAAUGCAAUAAAAGCUGGAAAGUAUACACAGGAAGGACUGAAAAAUGAAGAAGAGACUGAGGACAAAGAUAAACAGUCAGAUAAACAGUCAGAAGAUAACAAAGAGAUAACGUCAGAGGCUAGUAAAGGUGGUCUGUUUGAGGAGGAGGAGGAAGAGGAGGAAGAAGACUUAUUUAAUGAUGAGGAAGACACAGAGGUCAUCCCUGAGAUAACAACAAGAGGAGGGCAGGAUUCAGAUACAAAGCUCUUUGACUAUCCUGUUCUUGGCGGGAAUUUAGAGGAUGACGAAAAAAUGUUCUUGGUGUCCGACAACAAAGAACCAACAGAACCAAGCUCGGCAGCUCUUCAGCAAGAAGAGGAUAAUUCAGACCUUCUGACUGUUGAAGAUGACUUGGAUGAACUUUUUGUUAGUCAACCCAAACCAAAGAUUGAAAGUGACGAAAAAGCAAAAAUCAAUCAAACCCAACCCAAACCGUUACUUAAACCUAAACCAGGACCGGCAAAUACAUUGUCGGAGAGCCAAAAACCUAUACUACGUCCUAAACCUAAGGUUGGAUUAAAACCAGAACUUAAACCAAAGCCAGUAUCAAAACAGUCACCCGUGAUUCCAUCCCAAAGCGAGGAUACUUCCGGUAUAAGUGACCUAGAUACAGAUGAUAUUAUGAAGUAUAUUCAAAGUGCCGGAGAGACGCAAGAGGACGUGGACUUGUUUUCCUGAUUAAAUCUGCGCUCGGUUUAGUUUCUUCCGUAAAUUGUUUCCGUUAUUUAAAAAAAUAUAUGUGCCAUAACUUGUUAAAUCACCACAUACAUUGUAUACAUGUAACGAUUGACACAGUCUUCCGUGUUUCAUUUGAUCAUAAGAAAUAAACAU
Saccostrea cuccullata (small rock oyster) is the source of this 1326-nucleotide messenger RNA. Its product is annotated as HCLS1-binding protein 3-like. Lineage: Eukaryota; Metazoa; Mollusca; Bivalvia; Ostreida; Ostreidae. The coding region runs from base 55 to 1173 and encodes 372 amino acids. The record is from RefSeq and is a predicted model, not a curated record. Gene Ontology annotation, molecular function: phosphatidylinositol binding. The transcript is spliced from 7 exons.